Molecule: messenger RNA, 1701 nt
Organism: Daldinia loculata
Lineage: Eukaryota; Fungi; Ascomycota; Sordariomycetes; Xylariales; Hypoxylaceae
Product: MFS general substrate transporter
Exons: 3
Coding region: 1-1701 (566 amino acids)
Biological process (GO): transmembrane transport
Molecular function (GO): transmembrane transporter activity
Source: RefSeq, a predicted model, not a curated record
AUGUUCGAAUCCAAUGACUCCAGUUCUAAGACCAUUGGCCAUAGUGGCCAGGUCCCGGACACUCCCUCCCGCCCACCAUCCAGUAGCUCCUCGACCCGCUCCGAUGGCACAAUAGAGUCCAUCCGGCCGGCGGCCCACCCUAAUGCCGAUGACGGGGUGCUCGACCGGUGUUCGACGCACCAUUCUCUCGGCCCGGACAUGCCUAUUGAGCCAAUAAACUCGGUGGUCGAAGUCCCUGAUGAGGUAUACGACCGGCUGCCACCUCACCGGAAGCUAGUCAUCGUGUUCCUCUUAUCGUUCUGCUCAUUCCUAGCACCUAUAUCUAGUACGUCGGUGUUAGCAGCUACGCCCGAAGUAGCGGCCGAGUAUGGCACGACGGGACCCAUUAUCAACAUGAUCAACGCCCUAUACAUGCUGUUCAUGGGCUUGUCGCCUAUUUUCUGGGGACCGCUAAGCCAGGUUUAUGGCAGGAAAAUAAUCACUGUCAUAACGGCUAUAGGAUUCCUCGGGUGUAGCAUUGGUACGGCAUUGGCGCCGAAUCUAGGAGCUUUCUUCGUGUUCCGUCUCCUGACGGCAUUUGAAGGCACUUCCUUCAUCUUGGUCGGCGCAUCUGUCAUUGGUGACAUGUAUCGCCCGACAGAACGUGCAACGGCUCUAGGCUGGUUCCUUACAGGGACACUAGUAGGGCCCGCCCUGGGACCCUUCAUAGGCGGCAUCAUCGUCACAUACACGUCGUGGCGCGUGAUAUUCUGGCUCCAAACAGGGUUGGCGGGCAUCGCAGCCGUCGGAUCGUACUUCCUACUUCCCGAGACUAUCUACCACAAGAAGAUCGACGACCUAGUAGGCUACAGCGGCUCGGCGAAGGUCAAGGUCUUGCUUACUAUGAUCAAUCCGUGGCGAGUUAUACGACUAUGGGAGUAUCCGAAUCUAUUUCUCACCGGCAUAGCUAGUGCCUCUCUGGUCUGGAAUAUGUAUUCCCUACUUACGCCCAUCCGGUACGUAUUGAACCCAAGAUACAACCUUACGACACCGAUGCAGGGCGGCCUGUUCUAUCUCGCGCCCGGCUGCGGCUAUCUCCUCGGCACGUUCAUCGGAGGGCGGUACGCGGACUACGUCGUGAAGAAGUACAUUAAGAAACGGGGCAUGCGCAUUCCAGAAGACCGCAUGUAUUCGGCUUUACCAUUCAUGGGUAUCGUUAUCCCUGGUUGCGUCCUGAUCUACGGCUGGAGCGUGGAGAAAGACGUCGGUGGAAUCCCCUUGACGGUGGUAGUGUUAUUCUUGCAAGGCGUGGCACAACUUUUUUGUUUUCCCAGUUUAAACACCUAUUGCUUAGACGUGAUGCCAGGACGUGGAGCAGAGGUAACAGCGGGCAACUACGCGAUUCGCUACCUAUUUGGCUGUGCCGGUAUGGCAGUGGUUCUCCCAGCUAUCGAAGGCAUUGGAGUUGGCUGGUUCUCGACCAUCAGCGCGUUGUUCGUCUUCACGGGCACCGUCUGCGUGUACGUGUCUAUCAAAUGGGGCAACGACUGGAGGCUGAGUGUAGACGCCAGGAGGAGGAGAAGGGCUAGAGGGAAGAUACCAGAUGAGAAUAAUGGUGAUAUGCGGGAAAAGGCCGGAAAGAUGAUGGGUGGCCCGGCUACUGGUACCCGUCAAAACCCGCUGACGACGCGCGGGGUGGAGCAGCACAAAGAAGAGGUAUAA